AUAUGCCUAGUUUGCAUGGAAGAAAUUUGUACGCACCAUCGCAAGAGGUACAUUAUGGUUAUCAAAGAUAUCACACACCUGUGCAAGAGCAAAUGCAAGGAUAUACGGAACUUCAGCAACCAAACUACAUGCAACAAGCAGAAGGUUAUGUUCAGGGCGCCCAGACCGCAUUUGAAACAAGACCCCAAGUGCCUUCACAUCUAAUUUUACCGCGAAGGUUGCCACAUUUGAGACAGAGAAUCAGGAGAAGAAACAGGACAAUUAGAGGCCACAUAUCAAAUAUCCAUUUGGUCACUGAAGACAUCGCGCACAGCAACCGAGAACACAGCACAGCUACCAGCCUUACAGGAUCAGUGACGAGUGGACCAAUCCCGCAAACUGCUGUCGACCUUGAAGGGAGUCAAGAGAGGCUGUCUCGAUUGACUUCAGCUGUAACCGCACUGGAAGAAUCAUCAGGGAUAGGAGAAAAUUUCGAGUGUAACAUUUGCUUCCAGAAGGCAAACGAAGCAGUGGUGACCUGCUGUGGCCAUCUCUUCUGUUGGCCAUGCUUGUACAGAUGGUUACAUGUGCACUCUUACCACAAAGAGUGUCCAGUCUGCAAAGGAGCCAUAGCUGAGUACAGCAUCACGCCGAUUUAUGGGCGUGAAGAUGCUAUUGCCUCAGCCAGAAUGCAGGGUGGACUUGGGUCUGAGAGAAUACCUCCACGUCCUGCUGCUAGGAGGAUAGAGAGCGCGAGGCAACAGCGGGAGAGAGAGGAGCGCGAACGUGAACGGGAGCUUCGAGAAGCAGAAGCCAGGGAGAUAACCAAUCAAGAACGGAUGCAAGGCACAGAAAUUGAUCAAGUAGCCGCAGUGAUUGUAGAAGAGGGUGAUCUACGGGCUACUGGUUCUGAAGCUUUAACUUCCGAGGCAACGCCCCAAAGAGAAGAGGAUAUCCCAUCGGGAGGUGUAGACACUGCAGCAAGGUUACAAGACAUGGAAGGUGGUGUGAGUCAGUUUAGUGGAGAGGCAGGCGAACCAACCGAAUAUUCUCAUAGUGGCUACUUGCAACGUAGAUUGGCCUUUAGAAGAGAGCAAGUGAGGCAAGCUUUGGCAAAUACUGGGGAUAAUGCUGGCAUAAAUCAAAAUCCAGGAUCGAGAAGCGUAGAAGGACAGCAAAUGCUGGCAGCUAAUGCUCUGUUGUCACAAGAGUGGGAGCAUAUAAUUAAUGGAAGCCGUUUUAUGGUGGAUCCUACACAGGCCGCAGCUUCUUUGGCAUCAAUUCAUGCGCGGCUAGCAGACAUGGAGGAGCAUGCGGAGCCCAACUCUGAUGCCGUACAACAAAGAAGGCGGAUGAUAGCUUCAGCCGUCUCUCAGCUUUCUCAACAACCACAAGAAGACUCCGACAACCGCUUGACAGUACACCCAUCCCAGGUUUCAGACUGGAUCAUUACCAUGCGAGCCCGCCUUGACAACAUCGAGCAAAUUGUGCAUAAUUUGGAGGGUCCCAUAGGAGGAAAUCGAAUGCCACAGUUAAUCAACAGUCCAGAUUUAGGAGGAGUCAAUCCAGUUCAGUUGACCGAUACUGAGGUUCUGAGUACGAAUGAGUUCCUCUCUGACCUUAAUGCAACUUCAGCCCCACGGGAACUCGUCUCUGACUCCGAGCGAAGUCCAGAUCCUGAUCCAGGAUUGAAUGCCGCUAAUGAAAGCCAAAGCAGUCCCGAGAGGAUACUACCAGAGACUCAAGUGGUGAGAAGGUCGAGGAGGAGAAGAGAACACGGUGAAGAGGCUUCACAUACAGCUGGCCAUGAGGAAGGUACAGAAGCAUCCCAUGAGAGCCAGGUGCUUGUCACCCGCAAAAGAAGGAGGCGGUUGGAUUGAUGUUAAACUUGUCUCAAAACAGCAAGAGUUUGACGGACUCCUCGCCAUGUAAUUUCUUGACCUACUUGUGCAUCGCGUAGAUUAGAUGCAUCCCACAUUUCUUCAAACCGCGUAUUGGGAAGUCCUGAACCUUCACGUUCUGUUGGAGAGGUCGCUAACUCCAAUGAGAUCAGAAGUUGUGUGAGGGUAGAGAAGGUGGUGAGAGGUGUCUUGAAGUGAUACGGGAAACUGCAGAAACCUGCGAAUUUCAGCAGAUUCUUAUCUUGUUGUGUAACCGGCCAUGACAAGUUUCAUUGUCAAACAAAAACUAUGAAACCUACCAUUCAAUAGGAUCAAGACAUAGAACA
This is a messenger RNA of Physcomitrium patens, 2206 nucleotides long. RefSeq lists its product as uncharacterized. Lineage: Eukaryota; Viridiplantae; Streptophyta; Bryopsida; Funariales; Funariaceae. Gene Ontology annotation, molecular function: ubiquitin protein ligase activity. Gene Ontology annotation, cellular component: endoplasmic reticulum. Gene Ontology annotation, biological process: ubiquitin-dependent protein catabolic process. The record is from RefSeq and is a predicted model, not a curated record.